UUGUCGUACUGUCAUGGCUGAAGAUGGGGCAAAGUAUAAGCUGACUGCGGCAAAAAGUGGUAAAACGCAAAAGGAAAAAGACAAUUCUGACUCCGAAGUAGAAAAUAAUACAGACAUAUCAAAGAUCCUCCAUCGUAAGUUGUCCGAUGUUGGAGCCUACUCGUACUCAGCACUGUGUGCGGUCUCCUUCCUACAGCUGUACGAGGACAAACUGCACAAUGAAUUUAAGAAAGUCUACAUGGAAAGGAUUGUGGACCACCUACAUCUACCAAGCCAGGCAAGGGAUUCAGUGAUGGCAAUCAUGGAAGGUCAGGGUUUUGACGACGCCCGCCCCUAUGUAGACAUGGUCCUAGAUGAACCUGUCCUGGAAAAGUCUGGUGUGCCAGUCGUGUCAGACCUCGUAGCUCUGUCCAUCGCUAAGGGUUGCUAUGACUCCCGGAUGAGAGUGUUGAUUAAACAUGUUGCCUGGCAACUGAGAGUAAGUUGGGACACUCUGGAGGAGAUUGAGGCUUCCAUGGCUGACUCUCUGGAAUCAGCCAGCCAUGAAGCGUAUGAGAUGUCAGAGGAAGAAUUGAAAGAAAAACAGAGGAAUUCAAGGAAGGAAAAGGCAAAAAGAUUUGCUCUUAUUGGUCUGGCUACAACAGUAGGAGGUACCUUGAUUGGUUUAACAGGCGGGCUUGCUGCUCCUUUAGUUGCCGCUGGUGCCGGCGCUAUUAUUGGUGGAACCGGAGCGGCAGUGCUGGGUUCAACAGCAGGAGUGGCCAUCAUAGGCUCCUUGUUUGGUGUUGCAGGGGCUGGCCUCACAGGGUACAAGAUGAAGAAGCGAGUGGGUGCCGUAGAAGAGUUUGAGUUUGAGCCGCUGGUAUUUGGUUCACGACUCAAGGUUGAUCCUCACCCUGCCAAACAGCUACAUAUCACCCUAGCAGUGUCUGGCUGGCUGUCCACCUCCAUGACUGACUUUCGAUAUCCUUGGUAUUCCCUGGCUGAGUCUAGGGAACAGUACAGCCUCCGCUGGGAAUCUAAGUACCUGAUCCAGCUCGGCCAGGCUCUUGACUACCUCCUCGGGGGUGCCAUGUCUGUAGCCACACAGGAGGCCCUCAAAUACACAGUACUCUCAGGUAUCUUGACUGCUAUUGCCUGGCCAGCAACACUGUUAUCUGUGUCUAGUGUGAUAGACAAUCCAUGGAGUGUGUGUAUACAGCGUGCAACAUCAGUGGGACGGGAGCUCGCAGAGGUUUUACUGGCAAGGGAACAGGGUCAGCGGCCGGUUACACUGAUCGGGUUUAGUCUUGGUGCAAGAGUUGUCUUCUCUUGUCUUGAGGAACUCUCCAAAAGAAAGGGUGGUGAAGGAAUCAUAGAAGAUGCUGUUCUAUUAGGUGCUCCCGUGUCAGGUGACCCUAAACUCUGGAGCUCUUUAACGCGAGUUGUUGGGGGGAAAAUCAUCAACGGGUAUUGCAGAGGUGACUGGUUGUUGAAGUUCCUGUUCCGUACAGCGUCAGUGCAUUUAACGACAGUUGCCGGGCUGAGUCCCAUUAAGUGGGACAGCCGACGCAUGCACAACAUAGACCUCAGUGACGUGGUAAAUGGCCAUAAAGACUACUUGAAGCAGUUGGAUGUCAUUCUGAAAGUUGUUGGUGUUCGAACCAAAGGUGACGUAAAGUUGCCGUCCAAGUCUUCUAGAGAACCCCUAUCUCGUGGUGAUAGCUGUGAUAGCUACACAAGUAGUGACAGCGAGGUGGAUACCAGUUCUGAUGUCAUACGUCAUACAAACCUCCCGGCAGACCAAGAUCAGGUGUCUAGGGGUUUAGGAGGUGAUGUAGACCAAUCAGAUAUAAGCUUUGUGUUUUUGCCUAAUGGAGAGGAAUGUGAAGAUCGUGGCAUUGAUUCUGAACCACCGAACCCAUCUACCGAAGAGGAGACUGAACAGAGUAGUGAUGGUUUCAGUGGACCUGAAAACCCUGACACGUCCAAACAGGUCCCGACUGAUCAGUCAGAUUUAAGCUUUGAGCCCAUUGCUGAAAAACCAAAGUCACAACAAAGAAAUCAAAUCAAGGCUGGCAUUGACUCCUCUGAUUUGAGCUUCAUCCCCAUUGACGAUGUUCACCAAGACGAAGGUCAUAAGUCGGAGCAACAGAUUCAGUGCAAUUUUGAAAAUUUGAAAAUAAAGAAAAAGAAAGUUUUUGAAGAAAAUUUGAAAAUUAAGAAAGAAAGAGUUUGUGAAGAUGAUUCAAACACUCCUGAAUGCACUACAGGGUCAGUCGACCAAUCAGAUUUUAGUUUUGUGAAAAUUAGUGAAGACAGUUUGGAGGCAAAUGGUGAGGAAAGUAUUUCCAUGGAUUUGUCCAACAGAAGUUUUAAGCAGUAUCUGGGAACAGUGAUAGAUUGUGAUCUUGAGGGAGAUUGAUUAGCUGAGAGAUUGGUUAGCUGAGAGAUUUAGCUGAGAGAUUGUUAGCUGAACUCAUAUCAGCCUUGACUCUGUGUAAUGCCUUUUUUUUUUUUUUU
This is a messenger RNA of Mizuhopecten yessoensis (Yesso scallop), 2502 nucleotides long. Its product is annotated as transmembrane and coiled-coil domain-containing protein 4-like. The coding region runs from base 14 to 2404 and encodes 796 amino acids. The transcript is spliced from 14 exons. The record is from RefSeq and is a predicted model, not a curated record. NCBI's taxonomy places the organism in Eukaryota, Metazoa, Mollusca, Bivalvia, Pectinida, Pectinidae.